AUGCUUACAUCUCAGAGGGAUGUGCAGGAAUGGUACCUUCCCAGCUGGAAAAUAAAACCAGAGUAUUCCACGAAAGUGCUCAUUGGAAACUGGUUGGAAGAGAGGAAAAGGUUUAUAAAAGACACUGGGAAACCCAGCAACAGCAUCUAUGGGACUGACUUUAUUCACUUCCCUGACCACAGAAUAGAUCGAACAGUGAGGAGAACCAUUAUGAAGAAACUUGAUGGCCUGCCAAAGCAGCAUCUGUUUACGCAACAUGAAGAACCGAGCAACCGCAAUUUAGUAACUCAGUACGAUGAUCAUUACAACAGACAUGGCUAUAAUCCUGUGUUGCCUCCGCUCCGCAGAUGGAAUGGACAAAAGCUAGCCUGGCUCCCGGAGAAAUCAGAUUUCCCCAUUUUCGAACCACCCACCAACUAUGGCCUUUUUGAGCAACUAAUGAAAAAAUGGACCCACCAAGAGGCUGGAGUGAUGAACAGUGUCUACACUGUUUCUUAUGAGAGGCCGCCUGUUUCUGCUUUUGCCAUUCGCCGACGUCCGGUCACAAAUUACCACCAGUCCCCCCGCGAUGGGCAGCGUCUUCCCCACAACCUCAGUGCAAGUCUGGAAUGUGACGGCGCACCGAAAUGCCUUCAAGCUCCUGGGCAGUCGGUCAGAGACACGGCAGCCAUUGGCGCCACGCUGUAG
Emys orbicularis (European pond turtle) is the source of this 687-nucleotide messenger RNA. It is a transcript of the gene CFAP107, whose product is annotated as cilia and flagella associated protein 107. Lineage: Eukaryota; Metazoa; Chordata; Testudines; Emydidae. The record is from RefSeq and is a predicted model, not a curated record. Bases 1 to 687 code for a protein of 228 amino acids. The transcript is spliced from 4 exons.